AACAGAUGAAAUGCGAUACAAAAAUGAAGAACGAGAUUGAAAUUAACAGAUGUGAACAUUAUACUAUUUACAGAGAGAUACAGCAACCUUUUCCUGAAAACUUUAAAAUUUCUGCAGUUCACAUAACUAAUUAUUUAAAAAAAAUACGGGAUCAGGAAAUAGGACAGUAUUUGUUUUAUUAUUUUAUGAAGUUUGUUGAUGAAGAAAUAAAAGAAUUUUUACCAAUUAAGGAUUUUGUAAUAGAACAACUAGAAUUUCUUGGAAUGAAAUAUAUCAAAGGAAUGAAAAGUCAACAAAUGGAACUGUUAAAAUCAAUAUCUCAUAAUUCAUAUAUUUUGGAUUUCGUAUCGGUGGCAGACUUGUUUGAUCCGUCCAUCAACGAACCCGAGGAUUAUAUUAGAAUGUUCGAGUUUUUAGUUAAUUGCAUUGACUCUAUUCCUAAUUCCAUACUAUGUAUUCUUCUAAAUAAGUUUGAUAUUUCUCGAUGGCUGGGCGAGAAAAAACAAACAUCUAACAUAAAUCAAAUUAUACGCAAUGUCGGAAGAGCAUUGUGCAAAUUGGGAGUUGAAAUAAAUGAUGAUAAACGGCAGGCAUUUGACAUUUAUCUCAAAGAUUUACAAAUCCUUUUACUUUACCAUUUUCCUACAUAUUAUGGAGAAAUAUUACAACUACUUCUAAUGGGCACUGAUAAAUUUCUACUGCAUAAAAAUGUUUGGUUAAUGUUUUUGAAUUCCGUGGGAUAUCCUUUAGAGUCAUUGGAUGUGGAGAUAGAUAACAAGUUGAUAGUAAAUUACAUCUCUAAAUCGUGUUUACAGCUUCCUGAUGUAUCUGAAACUUUGAGAUUAAUUACAAAUCAUUUUAAGAAAAAGCUUUGUGAAAUUAGCAACUUGUUCGACAAAUAUAAGUAUUACUUGCCUGCUGUUUAUAAUUUAUUAACAAUGCUUGGCCACAGUCUGAUAUAUUUGAGAAUUUCUUCAAUUUUUUUUGAUCCUCACGUGAGCAUUAAUGAAAAUGAUGUUAUUGUAAACUUAUGGGAAGAACUGAAUAAUAUAUUUGAACCUUGGACUAUGCCACGUGGUAAAGUAAUGCCUUGGAACAAAGAAAAUAAUCAAGAAGCCGAUAAAUUACUUCGAGCCUAUACGAUUACGCUGUCGUAUUUUGAUGACUGUUUAUUUUACAAUGAUAAUUUGCAUAACCAAACCAUUUUACCCAUAAUAUGGAAGCAUUAUGUGGAAAAGUACAGCAAGGACCACGUUCAAAGUUAUGUACGAUGUGCGUAUCAGGAUGCGCUACUCUGCUUAUCCUGGGAAAGAUUUGUUCCGGAAUUAGAAGAUUUGCAUAGAAUAAAUGAAGUAAUUUUUUCUUAUAUUAUGCUAUUUUGAUGACAAAGGUUUUUUAGUUAUUG
Messenger RNA from Centruroides sculpturatus (bark scorpion), 1405 nucleotides. Its product is annotated as ectopic P granules protein 5 homolog. The coding region runs from base 6 to 1382 and encodes 458 amino acids. Gene Ontology annotation, biological process: autophagosome maturation. NCBI's taxonomy places the organism in Eukaryota, Metazoa, Arthropoda, Arachnida, Scorpiones, Buthidae. Gene Ontology annotation, cellular component: cytoplasm. The transcript is spliced from 9 exons. The record is from RefSeq and is a predicted model, not a curated record.